Manis javanica (Malayan pangolin) is the source of this 7183-nucleotide messenger RNA. The record is from RefSeq and is a predicted model, not a curated record. Lineage: Eukaryota; Metazoa; Chordata; Mammalia; Pholidota; Manidae.
CUGCCAGGCUGGGAGGACGGCGCCGGGGCUCAAGAUGGCUUUAGCCGGGCUCUGCGCCCUGCUCGCCUGCUGCUGGGGGCCGGCGGCGGUGCUGGCCACGGCCGCGGGCGACGUGGACCCAUCCAAGGAGCUGGAGUGCAAGCUCAAAAGCAUCACUGUGUCGGCGCUGCCCUUUCUGCGCGAGAACGACCUGAGCAUCAUGCACAGCCCUUCGGCCUCCGAGCCCAAGCUCCUCUUCUCGGUGCGCAACGACUUCCCGGGGGAAAUGGUCGUGGUGGACGACCUGGAAAACACGGAGCUGCCCUACUUCGUGCUGGAGAUCUCAGGGAACACAGAGGACAUCCCUCUGGUGCGCUGGAGGCAGCAGUGGCUGGAGAAUGGCACGCUGCUUUUUCACAUCCAUCACCAAGAUGGUGCCCCAAGUCUCCCUGGACAAGAACCAACCGAAGAACCCCAGCAUGAGUCAGCAGAAGAGGAGCUGAGGAUCCUGCACAUCUCAGUCAUGGGCGGCAUGAUUGCUCUGCUGCUGUCCAUCCUGUGCCUGGUAAUGAUCCUGUACACUCGCCGGCGCUGGUGCAAGCGCCGCCGGGUCCCCCAGCCCCAGAAGAGUGCCAGUGCUGAGGCAGCCAAUGAGAUUCACUACAUUCCAUCUGUGCUGAUCGGCGGGCAUGGGCGGGAGAGUCUGCGCAAUGCCCGCGUGCAGGGCCACAACUCCAGCGGCACCCUGAGCAUCCGGGAGACACCCAUCCUGGAUGGCUAUGAGUACGACAUCACAGACCUGCGCCACCACCUGCAGAGGGAGUGCAUGAAUGGAGGGGAGGACUUUGCCAGCCAGGCCACUCGCACCCUGGACUCCCUGCAAGGCUGCAACGAGAAGGCUGGGAUGGACCUCACACCAGGAAGUGACAAUGCCAAGCUGUCGCUGAUGAACAAGUACAAAGAUAACAUCAUCGCCACCAGCCCUGUGGACUCCAACCACCAGCAGGCCACCCUGCUCUCCCACACCUCCAGCAGCCAGAGGAAAAGGGUCAGCAACAAAGCAAGAGCUGGUUCUGCCUUCCUGAACCCUGAAGGGGAUUCUGGCACAGAGGCAGAAAAUGACCCACAGCUGACCUUUUACACCGACCCCUCAAGGAGCCGGAGGCGCAGCAGAGUGGGCUCUCCUCGCAGUCCUGUGAAUAAAACCACCUUGACCUUGAUCAGCAUCACCAGCUGCAUGAUUGGCCUCGUGUGUUCCUCCCACGUCAGCUGCCCUCUCGUUGUCAAAAUCACCCUGCACGUCCCUGAGCACCUGAUUGCCGACGGGAGUCGCUUCAUCUUGCUGGAGGGGAGCCAGCUGGAUGCCAGUGACUGGCUGAACCCUGCCCAAGUGGUGCUCUUCUCCCAACAGAACUCCAGUGGGCCUUGGGCCAUGGACCUCUGUGCUCGGCGGCUCCUGGACCCCUGUGAACACCAGUGUGACCCCGAAACUGGUAGGCAGGAGCACCGGGCAGCGGGGGAAUGCCUCUGCUACGAAGGCUACAUGAAGGAUCCAGUCCACAAGCACCUCUGCAUUCGGAAUGAAUGGGGGACAAACCAGGGGCCUUGGCCUUACACAAUAUUUCAGCGAGGCUUUGACCUGGUUUUGGGAGAACAGCCUUCUGAUAAAAUAUUCAGAUUCACCUACACCCUUGGGGAGGGCAUGUGGCUGCCCCUCAGCAAGAGCUUUGUGAUUCCACCAGCUGAACUGGCCAUCAACCCAUCAGCCAAGUGUAAAACGGACAUGACAGUGAUGGAAGAUGCCGUGGAGGUCAGAGAGGAGCUGAUGACCUCGUCGUCCUUUGAUAGCCUGGAGGUUCUCUUAGAUUCCUUUGGACCAGUACGUGACUGCAGCAAGGAUAAUGGCGGCUGCAGUAAGAACUUCCGUUGCAUCUCAGAUCGCAAGCUGGACUCUACUGGCUGUGUGUGCCCAUCCGGACUGAGCCCCAUGAAGGACAGCUCUGGCUGCUAUGACCGCCACAUCGGGGUGGACUGCUCCGACGGCUUCAACGGCGGCUGUGAGCAGCUGUGUCUCCAGCAGAUGGCGCCCUUCCCGGACGACCCCGCCUUGUACAACAUCCUCAUGUUCUGCGGGUGCAUUGAAGAUUACAGGCUUGGUGUGGAUGGACGCUCAUGCCAACUCAUUGUGGAGACCUGCCCAGAGGGUGCUGACUGUGGGGAAAGCAGGGAGCUUCCCAUGAACCAGACCCUCUUUGGGGAGAUGUUCUUUGGUUACAACAAUCAGUCCAAGGAAGUGGCUGCUGGACAAGUGCUGAAAGGAACAUUCAGACUUGGAACUUGGGAAUCAGUGGCAUACUCUGAGCUCGUGUCUCCUCUGUCCCCAGGGAUGGUGAACUUCAGUGAGGUGUCGGGGUACCCGGUGCUGCAGCACUGGAAGGUCCGGUCUGUGAUGUACCACAUCAGACUCAACCAAGCAACCGUCUCUCAGGCCCUCAGCAAUGCACUCCACUCCCUGGAUGGGGCUACAUCUCGUGGGGACUUUGUGGCGCUGUUGGACCAGUUUGGCAACCAUUACAUCCAGGAAGCUAUCUACGGCUUUGAGGAGUCCUGCUCUAUCUGGUACCCAAACAAGCAGGUCCAGCGGCGACUCUGGCUGGAUUAUGAAGACAUCAGCAAAGGCAACUCCCCAUCUGACGAGUCAGAGGAGCGAGAAAGAGACCCCAAGGUGCUAACGUUCCCAGAAUACAUCGCCAGCCUGUCAGAGACUGGCAACAAGCGCAUGGCGGCUGGAGUCCGCAUGGAGUGCCAGAGCAGAGGACGAUGCCCCUCCUCCUGCCCCCUGUGUCAUGUGACCUCCAGUCCCGACACCCCUGCUGAGCCAGUUCUUCUGGAAGUGACCAGAGCAGCCCCCAUCUACGAACUGGUGACCGCCAACCAGACCCAGAGGCUCUUGCAGGAGGCCAUCAUGAGCUCUCUCUGGUGCUCAGGGACUGGAGACGUCAUCGAGGACUGGUGUCGAUGUGAUUCCACUGCUUUCGGAGCCGAUGGACUGCCCACCUGUGCACCUCUCCCACAGCCAGUGCUGAGACUCUCCACGGUUCACGAGCCCAGCAGCACCCUCGUGGUCCUGGAGUGGGAACACUCAGAGCCUCCCAUCGGGGUGCAGAUCGUAGAUUACCUCAUCCGUCAAGAAAAGGUCACUGAUAGGAUGGACCACUCCAAAGUGGAGACAGAAACAGUACUGAGCUUUGUGGACGACAUCAUCUCUGGAGCAAAGUCCCCUUGUGCCAUGCCCUCUCAGGUGCCAGACAAACAGCUCACCACCAUCUCUCUGAUCAUACGAUGCCUGGAACCUGACACCAUCUACAUGUUCACCUUGUGGGGAGUGGACAACACGGGACGGCGCUCCAGGCCAAGUGACGUGAUCGUGAAGACCCCUUGCCCCGUGGUGGAUGAUGUCAAAGCCCAAGAAAUAGCAGACAAGAUCUACAAUCUCUUCAACGGCUAUACCAGUGGGAAAGAGCAACAGACCGCCUACAAUACCCUUCUGGACCUCGGUUCCCCCACACUGCAUCGAGUCCUCUACCACUACAACCAGCACUAUGAGAGUUUUGGAGAAUUCACCUGGCGGUGUGAGGAUGAAUUAGGCCCCAGGAAAGCCGGGCUCAUCCUUUCCCAGCUUGGGGAUCUCAGCAGCUGGUGCAACGGACUCCUUCAGGAACCCAAGAUAAGCCUGCGACGCAGCUCCCUCAAGUACCUGGGCUGCCGCUACAGCGAGAUCAAGCCCUACGGACUUGACUGGUCAGAGCUCAGCCGGGACCUCAGGAAGACGUGCGAGGAGCAGAUGCUGAGCAUCCCCUACAACGAUUACGGGGACAGCGAAGACAUCUAGUACCGUGAUACUAGACAGUGGCUGCCAAACGGAAGUAGGAGACAGGAGGGGGAUAUCUGGGUGGGUGUGUGGAUUUUUAAUAUUUUUUAAUGGAACAUUAAAACCUCUAAAUCAGGGAGAGGUAACAUAUAACCCAGGAAGAAAUGACCCUUCUCCCUGCAGAACGUUUUUGGUAUGAUGUUCUCCACUUGUGCGAUCAGGAAACCUGCCAGCCAGCAGCUGCAAGCAGAGCCAUCUGUCUUUAGGGGAUUACUCUGGGGUGUGUUUUGCUGCUGAUUUGUUUCAUUUAUUUCUUUUUUUCCCAAGAGGUUCAUCAAAAUGCUCAAGAGUUCCAUCAUGCCUCCCUUGAGAGGUUGAGGUGCCCUGUACUCACCCUGAGGCCAUUACAACUGGGGACAGAGAUGAGGCCAGAACGUUGGUAGUAGGCUGGCCUCAAGCCCCAGCCUUAGGAAGCAUCUCUCUCUGGGAGUCUAAGCUCUGCUCACAGAGAAAGACAAGAACAUGGGCAGGUGGUCCCUCUGCAGGGCUGGUGUGUUCCCCUCAGAACUUCUUAUUGCUGUCUUCACACCUCACAGUGAACUGGCCCCCCUUAUGAGCCCCUUCGGGCCGCUGGGAUUUUUAUGGUUCUCACCUUUUUAAGACUGGACUGGAACGCAUUCUCCCUCUGGCAGGGCUCUGCUCUCCCCUCCAAACAUUGUGAUCUGCAAGAGGAAACACAACGCUGCCUGUCAAACGUACCAUCAGAGCGGUCUACCUGGGAGACUAGCUUCCAGCCCACACUCUGGAGAAUAAGUGGAGUUUAUUAUUUGUAAAAUCUCCUGUGCCUCCAGGAUGAACUUCUCCAGACACCAACAUGCACCAUAUGUCUGGAUUCUCUUUCAUGUUCCAGCUGCUUUCUCUGGACGGAUAAUGGCUGAUGUCUGCUCUGGUCCAGGUGUUAAUAUGUCCAUGUCAGUGUUUUAAUUAACUAAAGCUAUUACUGAUCACAAAAACCUUCUGUGCAUUGCCCCCUUGCUAAAUCUGCCUAAUUAUGUUGCUAGUUUUGCAAAUCAUUUCUCUGGGUGACCAUCAACGGGAGAAUGUCACCGUUUCACCUCCCGUCUAGUUGCAGGAAAGAGCAAAGAUCCUGUGCAGGCAAGCUCCCCUGACUGCAGGUAAGGGCCGGGCCCAUUUUUCUGCUCCACUGCCUGAGUGUUGGCAUGGGCAUAUGGUGGCCCAGCUAACAGGAAGCCCAGCCUUUCAGACACAGCUUUGCAGGGCCGUGUGGACCAGUGAUGUCCUUAGCUGCCCACACAUACCUCCAAGGCCAGAACACACACUCUCAGCCACUCUGCCUUUGCCCAGGGCUCCUCAUUUGGAAACACGUGAGAAAGGUCAGGAAGGAGAUGCAGGAACUCUAAAGCAUGUCGUUUAGCUCUAUUGGUCUUUUUCUAAAUAGUAAUGACAGAUCACAUUCCCUGAGUGCUUACUGUGUACCAGAUGCUGCUCUAAGCACGGCAUAUCGAGUUCCUGAGACAAGCUCCCUGCCCCAGGGAAGUGCUAUUCUUGGCUCCACUUCAGUGAUGAGCAAACUGAGGCAAAGAGAGGUUAGGCAACUUUCCAAAAUGCCUCCUUUACUCUCUGCCUGCGUUAUGGUGUGCAUUCAGGCUGUCAGAUUCCAGGGCACAGGAUUUUAGCCCUCUGCCACCCUCAGCCCUGUUUUCAGUAUUGCCUGUGACAUGCAGCUGUCUGAGCUCUGAGCUCCAGGGGGACCCACCCAGGAAGAUUUCCCUUUCUCCCACCUGCGUGGUAUGGAUGUGCCCAAGCACAGUGGGAGGAGGAGCCAUGGUGCACCCUGACUUCUGCAGCUGGAGCACCCUUUGGCACCACUGGGGCUGCAGCCCAGGCCUCCCGCUUGGGUGCCUGGAAGCGAGCCUGGGAGAGGGCUGCCCUGCAGAUGCUCUCACACCCCUCCCUGCCCCUUUCCAUAGAAAGACUAAAAGUUCUCUUUGGCGCCCUGGGAGCACAUGCUUCAGAGCCUCCCCCACUUGCAGAGCAAAGGCUAGGAGAAAGCUCGGCCAUCCCACUUGGGUCCCUGGAGGGCCUCAGGUAAAAGGCCUCAAGGGACAUUUCUCGCCAUCACCAGAGAGGGAGAUGCUAGAGGCAGCUGGCCACCAGCAGAUGGGGCUGGCAAGGCCGAGGGAGGAGCAUCUGGGCUGCUAUUAUGUGCCUGUCCUUUGCUCAAGUCUGCACGGAAAAUGGUCUGCCCAGCAUGAUGGGAGGCCGAGGCUAUUGCCACAUUCCCGCCCUGGCGGUGGGUGAGAUGCGAGCCACUGGGCCAGGGAGGGAAUGCAAGGAGUGGCAACAGGGUCACCCUUUUCUGUCCCCUCCUGUUUAAUUAAAAUAAAAGAGGCUAUCUCCCUCUCCCCACCUCCUCCCAGCCCCCAAGCCCCUCCGCCCUGUUUUCAUCUGCUUUCCCUUUUAUUCUCCUGUCAGUGACCCUCCCUCCUUUGCCCCUUCGUUCUCCUUGACUGUCUUUCCCUUCAGUGUCCCCUCAUGUCCUCCUCACUGCACCCUGUGUGCAUGCACGUCCACACACAUGCACACCCACCCACGCCCUAUACAGGCACUUACCCACCCACAGGGCACACACACACACACACGCACACACUACCUAUAUACACUACACACACACACCCUAUACAUACACACUCUGUACACACACACACUGUACACACAACCCCAGUGUCUGGGUCCUUCUUCUUUAAAGUUAAAGGGAAGGCCAACACGAACGGGGCAGGAGGUAGACGUAAGGUGCCCUGAUGAUUUACCUGGAGGAUUCUUGCCCCAGGAAAACACUACCCAUCACAGCCGGAUGACAUUUCCCAAGGCUUGCCUGGAGGAACCCACCCUGACUAGAAAGAGUGACGGUACUGGGCCAGCACGAAACCUCAAGUUUCCAAGCCGCCAGACAGUCUUAAGGGGUCUCAUUUCCACCAACGCUCUCCCAGCGCUGGGGCUCCCCGCAAGCCCGCGGUGUUCCCUCUGGAAUGGACCCGACCCCCUCUAUUAGGAUUAGGUCUUUGACUGAGCGUGCCGUCGUUUCCCAUGGAGCUAGGUCCAUUCAUUAUUUUUAGUUAACCACACUUCUUGAUAUUCAAUGUUCUAUUAAAAAACUGAGUGUGAAAAAAAUCCACUUUACUACUAUAGAAGGAAGAAACAAUAUAAUGUGACCAACUUCAGGUAUAACAGUAUUGUUUAAAGACGAUUAAUGUACGAUUAUAAAAAAAUGGGAUAAUCAACUAAGUAAUAAACAAACCUGUUAGUAAGUGU